GGGCUUUAGUCUCUCUUUGAUUGACACUCUGCUCCACAUAAAAAAAGAAGGGCAGCAGACUUUGCAUCUCUGUCCCUAUUUACUCCUUUGCUUAGCAUUCUCCAUCUGCCACUUUCCUUUUAUCAAACAGGAAUAACGGAAGGUGAUUUAUAUGAUGGGGGAGAGGAUCCCACCAGGGAGUUACUUUCAGUAUCCGCCAUCUGGAGUCCCGGCUUCCCCUCAUAGGACUUCUUCUCUUUCUACGGAUCGUGAAAGAUAUUUAGCUGAAUUAUCGGCAGAGAAACAGAAGUUGAUACCUUUUACACAAGUACUGCCUCUAUGUACCAGGCUUCUUAAUCAAGAGAUCAGAAGGGUCUCGGGUCUUACUCCUAGUUUUGUGGAUCAUGAGAGAUUUGAGCAUGAUAGUCCUUUCAGGUUAUUGGGUCAACAUCCCAGCGGGAGACCGAUGGACUUGGAGGGAUGGUCUGUAAUGCAAACAGAGGAAAAUGGACACAUGCAACGAGUUGCUCCAGUUCAAGCUGCAUCAAUGGGUUGGCCUGGUUUGCCAAGAGCUCCUACAACACCAAUUGUAAAGAGAGUUGUUAGACUUGAUGUACCUGUGGAUAAAUAUCCAAGUUUUAACUUUGUUGGCCGAAUCUUAGGACCACGAGGGAACUCCUUAAAGAGAGUUGAAGCCAUGACAGAGUGUAGGGUGUACAUAAGAGGCAAGGGUUCUGUCAAGGAUUCUGUAAAGGAGGAGAAGCUGAAAGAUAAACCCGGAUACGAACACCUUAAUGAGCCACUGCAUGUGUUGGUGGAGGCUGAAUUUCCCGAGGACAUGAUAAAUUCUCGUUUGGAGUAUGCUGUUGCAAUACUAAAAAACCUUCUGAAACCUGUGGAUGAAUCCUUAGAUAGCUAUAAGAAACAGCAGCUUAGGGAGUUGGCUUUGCUAAAUGGUACCUUAAGGGAAGAGAGCCCGAGUAUGAGCCCAAGCAUGAGCCCUAGUAUGUCACCCUUUAACAGUGCAGGAAUGAAGCGGGCUAAGACUGGAAGAUGACGGUGGACAUAUGAUCAAUUGAAAUCAUAGCCAUAACUUGGGGAGGCCGAGUUAGGAAGAUGUAAGUCGAACUCUGAGUUUUGGGCAAUCUCCAAUGAGAUCCCUGUUCUUUCAUGUAUCAUUCAUUCCCCUUAAGGUUUGAUGUCUCUACUUCAUUAGUUAAAAUAACAUUUCCCCUAAUUACUUUUAGCCACGUUCCUUCUGCUUCUGAUGUGCUCCAACAUUCUUUGUUCUGACAAUCUUACAAUAUUUUAUGUAUAUUUCUACAUAUGCGUGCUCCCUUCAUUAUAAGAUACAAUCAUUGUAUUGUCUUUUUUCUUAAUAGUAAGUAUUAUCUC
Molecule: messenger RNA, 1374 nt
Organism: Hibiscus syriacus
Lineage: Eukaryota; Viridiplantae; Streptophyta; Magnoliopsida; Malvales; Malvaceae
Product: KH domain-containing protein At1g09660/At1g09670-like
Exons: 8
Coding region: 152-1036 (294 amino acids)
Biological process (GO): regulation of mRNA splicing, via spliceosome
Cellular component (GO): nucleus
Molecular function (GO): mRNA binding
Source: RefSeq, a predicted model, not a curated record